Molecule: messenger RNA, 1404 nt
Organism: Rhinocladiella mackenziei CBS 650.93
Lineage: Eukaryota; Fungi; Ascomycota; Eurotiomycetes; Chaetothyriales; Herpotrichiellaceae
Exons: 4
Coding region: 1-1404 (467 amino acids)
Biological process (GO): mitochondrial tRNA methylation; tRNA N1-guanine methylation
Cellular component (GO): mitochondrial matrix; cytoplasm
Source: RefSeq, a predicted model, not a curated record
AUGAACAUGAACUCAGCAGACCUCCCCGAAAAUUUUCUUCCUCCAGUCAAUCGAUCUAUGCAAACCCUGGACAGGUCCUUCUUUCGAAAGGUCAUCCCUCUAGCAGCUGCCACCAUCUCAGACCUCAAGCAAAUUACGAAUGUCAGGAAACAACUCGACAGCUCCGGAGACAUGCUCAGGUUGCACCCUAUCAAACCAAUGCGGGAUGAUGAAAUUACUCCCGGAGCAAAAUGUCUCUUGCUGAGACCGGAGGUUGAUGCGAAUGCGCCUGAAACGUGGUCGUCUACUAUUUCAAAAUUGGUGGAAGCCAAUCUAGCAAAAUUACGCCCGUACGAUUUAACGCUCACCUAUGAUGACUGGACUAUGAAUAAUAUCCUCGAAGCCAUCCUUCCCGAAAUACCAGACGAAGAAAAAGAAACUCCCGCCGGUUUCGCCCAGGUAGGUCAUGUCGCUCAUGUGAAUCUACGAACACCGUAUCUGCCGUACAAACACCUGAUCGGGCAAGUCCUUCUUGACAAGAAUCCCACCAUCACCACGGUCAUCAACAAGACUUUCGACGUCGGAACCGAGUCUGUCUUUCGAACAUUUCCUUACGAGGUCCUUGCUGGUCCCGACAAUCUCGACGUGAUAGUCCACGAAUCCGGAUGCGAAUUCAAAUUCAACUUCGGCAAAGUCUAUUGGAAUUCUCGCCUAGGCACAGAACAUGCUCGGCUUUUUGAGACGUUUAGCGAAGGUGAAGCCGUCUGCGACGUCACGGCUGGAGUCGGACCUUUCGCUAUACCGGCAGGGAAACGAAAAGUUUUCGUGAGAGCUAAUGAUCUCAAUCCCGAUUCCCAUGAAAGCUUGCAAGAUGCAAUCGUAAGAAACAAAGUCGCCAGUUUCGUGACCGCGUCUUGUCAAGAUGGCAGAGAUUUCAUUCGCAAGGCGACAGCGGAACUUGCACGCUCGCCACGGAGAGUGACGAUAGAGCCGAAAAUCAAGGCUUCAAGACAUGCCAGCAAAGAAGACAAGGAGGCCGUACGAGAAGCAGCCAAAAACGAUACGAGAACGAUGCAAGAACCAACCAUUUUUUCACAUUAUGUCAUGAACCUACCUGCGUCCGCCAUCGAAUUUCUGGACGCAUUCAAAGGCACUUAUCACGGUCGAGAGGGAGAGUUCAAACCGCAUACGUCACAGAAGCUGCCUUGGAUUCACCUCUAUCUAUUCCAAGCUAAACUUGAGACUGAACAUGAUGAAUUCGAGGAGAUUUGCCAGAAGAUAUCAAGGCAUAUCGGCGCAGAAGUCAACCUCUAUGAUGAAGAGUUGGAAAUGGAGAUUCGUUAUGUUCGGCUCGUCGCACCGAAGAAGAAGAUGUUCUGUGCCAGUUUUCGGAUUCCGGCAAGUGUGGCAUUUGUGCAGCCUUAG